Messenger RNA from Mercenaria mercenaria, 1095 nucleotides. Its product is annotated as N-lysine methyltransferase KMT5A-like. The transcript has a single exon. Lineage: Eukaryota; Metazoa; Mollusca; Bivalvia; Venerida; Veneridae. Bases 1 to 1095 code for a protein of 364 amino acids. Gene Ontology annotation, molecular function: protein binding. The record is from RefSeq and is a predicted model, not a curated record.
AUGUACCAGUAUUAUACCACACACGACCGAGAUGACCAUCCACAGGCAUACGAAUUGACGGAAGGCUCAGCAAUAGAAGGAGAAGGAGAAGUCGAACAACAGGAGCCACAAGAAGGGACCAACACCGGCUGCGAAACAUCGCAAGGAGAUGUGACAGAGGAAACCAACGCGAACAACAUAGCCACACCACGCAGACAACCACCGAUGGCACCCAAAACAGGCAAAACUACAAUCAUAAAGAAGACCAACGAGAUUAUGAUGGAACUAAUGGCGCAAUUCAAUGACGACCUAACGCAGGCUCAGAUACCUUCAACGACAUCAAUAAUGGACCAGUUCAACGUGAGGUCGGUCGACCAGGCCAAGCAAAUCAAUCGGAAGCUGCGGUACAAGAAGGAGGAGGCGUGGACUGAAUAUUUUGCGAACAAGCAACUGGCCAGGACAUCGAAGCAGAAGAGGAUUCACGUUGCCCAGCUGAAAGAGGUCCCACAACCACCAACGUCGGAGGACAUGUAUGAGAAGUGCAGUAUUAAAAUCAACCAGAGCAAAGUACAGAAGAGGAUGAUAGAAAUACUACGCCAACACAAGACAGAUUUCAAGCAGAGAAGCGAAGAGGGACUAAUGAUAUUCAUCCAGAAGCAGAACUGGAAGCAUAUUUGUAUUCGAGACGCCACCGACGAAAAAGGAAAAGGAGUAUUUGCCACUGAUGACAUGAUAAAGGCCGGGGACGUAGUUUGCGAUUAUCACGGGGCGAUUAGGACAGCACAGGAAGCGGAAAGACGACUGAAGGAUUUGCUUCCCCCUAUAUGCAACUACAUGUUGUUUUUCAGGAACAAACAUGGAACAAAGAUGUGUGUCGACGCGUCGACGGAAUGUGAAUGCCACCCACCAGGAGAAUAUCUUCAUAACAGUCCCGGAAGAUAUGUAAAUCAUUCUGCGAAGAAACAGAAUUUGAAACCGAUGCGGAGGGAAGUGAAUGGUACAGAAGUUGUUUUGCUAGUCGCGACAAGAGAUAUUAAAGCAGAAGAGGAGCUACUGUUUGACUACGGUGCUCGACGGUCUGAAGAUGGCGAGAAACUAGAUUGGCUACACGCAUAG